Saccharomyces eubayanus is the source of this 906-nucleotide messenger RNA. RefSeq names its product hydroxyacylglutathione hydrolase GLO4 (gene GLO4). The record is from RefSeq and is a predicted model, not a curated record. Gene Ontology annotation, molecular function: hydroxyacylglutathione hydrolase activity. The coding region runs from base 1 to 906 and encodes 301 amino acids. NCBI's taxonomy places the organism in Eukaryota, Fungi, Ascomycota, Saccharomycetes, Saccharomycetales, Saccharomycetaceae. The transcript has a single exon.
AUGGUAGGUUCCCUCCUAACCUGGAGUACACCAAUCUUUUUCAUCCACAUGAAGUUUUCACUACAGCAAAUAAGAAACAUGCAUAUUAAGCCCAUAAAGAUGAGAUGGUUAACGGGCGGUGCUAACUACAGCUAUUUAUUGAGCACUGAAAACAAGGAGAACUCUUGGUUGAUUGAUCCUGCGGAACCCCUUGAAGUAUCGCCAGAGUUAAGUGUUGAUGAGAAGAAGAAAAUACAUGCUAUCGUCAAUACGCAUCAUCAUUAUGAUCACUCAGGAGGAAACAUAGUAAUGCACAGCAUCUUGCGGAAAGAUAAUCCAGGUCACAAAGUUGAAACAAUUGCUGGAUCCAACGCUUCUCCCGGUGCCACUGAAAUACCUCAGCACAUGGAACAGUAUCAACUGGGCAACUUGCAAAUAACAUGCAUUAGAACGCCAUGUCAUACUAAGGAUUCCAUAUGCUAUCAUGUUAAAGAUUUGGGAACAUCCGAGCAAUGCAUCUUCACUGGUGACAGUCUUUUUAAUGCAGGCUGUGGAAGGUUUUUUGAGGGAAAUGGAGCAGACAUGGACAUAGCUUUGAACAAGACUAUUUUAAGAGCCGUAGGUGAGCCCAACUGGAGUAACAUAAAAAUAUACCCAGGCCACGAGUACACGAAGGGCAACGUCAAAUUCAUCAGGGCGAAAAUCUACCACGCUAUGGGGGAGAAUAAACACUUUGAUGCACUGGAACAGUAUUGCCAGAGUAAUGAGUGCACCACUGGUCAUUUUACAUUGAAUGAUGAGCUGGAAUACAAUCCGUUCAUGAGAUUGGACGACCCUGCAGUUAGAGCAGCAGUUGGUGAUACUGCUAAGGCAUAUCCUAGAGCCACAGUCAUGCAAGAGCUGAGAAAGCUGAAAAACGCUAUGUAA